GGGCGGGGCGCCGUGCCGGGCUCACCGCCUCACACCGGCGGACGACGAGCUCUACCAGCGGACGCGAGUGACGGUGCUGGAGCCGGAGUCCCCCAACACCAUGUUCAUCGAGGGCUACACCAGCCGCGGCUUCACCGUCAGCGGGGACCUGGUGGUGGGGCCCUGCGCCAUCCUGCCCCGCGCCAUCCUCCAGUGGAACGUCGGCUCCUACAGGGACAUCUCGCAUGAGAGCCUGUCGCUGUUCCGGCUGCUGGAGCCCCAGAUAGAGAUCCUGGUGCUGGGCACAGGAGACAGGGUGGAGCGGCUCCACCCCGCCAUGCUGAAGCAGAUGCGGGAGUGCGGGAUCGCUGUGGAGGUGCAGGACACGCCAAAUGCGUGCGCAACCUUCAACUUCCUAACAAGUGAAAAGCGUGUGGCAGCUGCUGGGCUCAUCCCUCCGCGGGGCACCUACGUGGGGAUGUAGGCGCUGCCUGCCACGGCUGCGGGCUGAGCAGCUCUUCGCUUGCCUGCCUGACACCCCUGAGCGUCACCGCUCCCGGUGGAGAAAUGCUGCGGACUAAACUGUCGGAGCUGCGGGCUGGGUGGUGGCUCUGCACACAGGAGGGUGUUGUGAAAUGCACGGGCUCGGCUUUGCCCCGAAGUCCCUGGCUUCUCGGCCUCCUUGCCCAGCCAAGGCUGGGGGCUGCGGGGCACGGCACGAGGCUUGAGCAUUGCUGGCAGUGCCUCACGCACAGCCCUGCCGUUCUGCCGAGGUGGUGCCUGGUGCCUUGGCAGCGAGAAGCCGUUGCCCCAAGGCAGGGCAGAGGCUGGUGGGGUGAGUUGCCGCACACCCACGGGCACGUUUGGGGCUCCACAAGGAAAAUACAUGUAAAUUGAAGUAGAAAGGAAUUGCGUAGUGGUUAAUGCACAGCAGAGGGAGGCUGUUAACACAGCAAUGGUGCGUGUGCUUGCUGCCCCUGCAGAGCUGGCCAGGUGGCG
Molecule: messenger RNA, 978 nt
Organism: Gymnogyps californianus (California condor)
Lineage: Eukaryota; Metazoa; Chordata; Aves; Accipitriformes; Cathartidae
Gene: NDUFAF3
Product: NADH:ubiquinone oxidoreductase complex assembly factor 3
Exons: 5
Coding region: 101-463 (120 amino acids)
Biological process (GO): mitochondrial respiratory chain complex I assembly
Cellular component (GO): mitochondrial inner membrane
Source: RefSeq, a predicted model, not a curated record